This is a messenger RNA of Colossoma macropomum (tambaqui), 1128 nucleotides long. Its product is annotated as mucin-5AC-like. The record is from RefSeq and is a predicted model, not a curated record. Bases 1 to 1128 code for a protein of 375 amino acids. The transcript is spliced from 4 exons. NCBI's taxonomy places the organism in Eukaryota, Metazoa, Chordata, Actinopteri, Characiformes, Serrasalmidae.
AUGCCUGAAAGUACCACAGCAGAGACUGCACUGAUGCCUUCAUUGCCCACUACUGCUUCUGGAACAGCUUCUUCUUCAGCCAACAGUGAAGAGGGAUCAACUACUCAGCAGUCUUCCACAUCUGAAAUUUCAACAUCAUCUAUGCCUGAAACUACCACAGCAGUAACUACAUCAAUUCAAUCAUUGCCCAACACUCCAUCUGCAACACCUCCUACUUCAACCAAUACCACGUCAUCAAUUCCAAGCACAGUUUCCACUUCAUUUCCGACAGAGGAGGGAUCAACAACUCAGCAGUCUUCCACAUCUGAAAUUUCAACAUCAUCUACGCCUGAAACUACCACAGCAGUAACUACAUCAAUUCAUUCAUUGCCCAACACUCCAUCUGCAACACCGCCUACUUCAACCAGUAGUGGCGACACUUUGUCAGUUUCAACAUUUCAAACACAAGACCAGACAAUAGGAACAGAUACUACUGUUGAGCCAUUGACAAAAACAAGUGUAGAAUCGGAAAGCUCUACCCAAACACCUCUCACAACAAUACUAGAGGUGUCAUCUACACAAAAUCCAAAAAAAACAGUACAUAGUCUAAUUGAACUUUCCACAAUAUAUCCCACAGACAUAGGAUCAACUGUGCCUGAAAGUACAAUGGCAGAGACUGUAAUGAUGCCUUCAUUGCCCACUACUGCUUCUGGAACAGCUUCUUCUUCAGCCAACAGUGGUGAGUCUGUGUCAGUGUCAACUUCCGGAACACAAGAUGUCGCAACAGGACCAGUUAUGCAGUUUGCUACAUUGACAACUAAUAGCAUAGGAUCAGACAGCUCCACUCAAUCCACACUCAGCACCUUGACAGAAGUGUUGUCAACUCCUACUCCAGAUACCACAUCAACCCCAAGCAUGCUUUCACAUGCAUCUCCGACAGAGGAGGGAUCAACUACUCAGCAGUUUUCCACACCUGAAAUUUCAAUAUCAUCUAUCCCUGAAACUAACACAGCAGUAACUACAUUAAUUCAUUCAUUGCCCAACACUCCAUCUGCAACAACUCCUACUUCAACCAGUAGUGGCGACACUUUGUCAGUUUCAACAUUUCAAACACAAGACCAGACAAUAGGAACAGAUACUACUACAUAG